Messenger RNA from Drosophila gunungcola (fruit fly), 2592 nucleotides. RefSeq lists its product as uncharacterized. The coding region runs from base 112 to 1434 and encodes 440 amino acids. Lineage: Eukaryota; Metazoa; Arthropoda; Insecta; Diptera; Drosophilidae. The record is from RefSeq and is a predicted model, not a curated record. The transcript is spliced from 4 exons.
AACAAGAAUGGACGGAGACCAAAACAAUUACGGACGAUAGGCACAAAGCGGACGUGAGAAAUCUGUGAAAAUUUUUGUAGUAAAUCGCGUGUGGUGUGGGCGCAUUUAAAAAUGGUGCUGCGAUCGGGGAUUAUAAUUCCGUUUCAGUUUCGCGACACAAAGAAGCUGCUGAUGAUCGGAGUGCCCGAGGAGAACCGUAACCUGAACAUAUGGGACCUGAAGAACGUGGUUCGCGCCGCCUUUGGGAUCUACAACUUUGAGUUCCGGAACAAGAAGAUCGGCUUUAAUAUUCCGGACGAACUGUUGCUGCACUAUUUGGCUCAAAGGCACGACCUCACCAACUUCGUUAUAGAGAUCAGUCAAGUGUACGAUGUGGCCAUGGACACCUAUGUGCUGAACCGCCAGUGCCGCUGUGCGGACCCGAAAAUGCUCAACGACUCGCCGACGCCCGAGGAGCCCACCAAUCUGUGCCAGCCUAGUAGCAAUGUCUUGGAGUCUGCGCCCACUCCGCUGAUGACUUUGCCGGCUUGCGAGGAUGAGGAGCACGAUCACGAUCAUGAGUACGAGCAUGAGGAGAACAUAAAGUACCGGAUCGAUAAGGCCAGCAGUGGAGCUGCCUCCGUGGACUUGGGCAUGCCCGCCUACGAGGCCUGCUCUCCCAAAAUGGACUAUGAUACGCAGGAUGAGCUGCCCGAUUCGCCGCACUCGCAGCCGCUUCCACCACCGCCUUUGCCUUUGCCUGCGGCUUUGCCACUCGCACCGCCGCCCAACUCGCAUCCCCAGCAGCAUCUGCAGCAGCAGCAGCAACAACACGAGGAGGAGCAACAGCAACUGUUGCAGGAGCGCAUCCAGCACGAGUACAUGAUCCAGCAGCAGCAGCAACAUCAGCAUUUGCAACAGCAGCACCAGCAUUUGGCCCUCCUGCAGCAGCAGCAGCACGAACACCAGCAACAGCAGCAGCAACAACAUCCGCAGCAGCAACAUGGAGUCAACAUGGCCAUGGGCACGACUACCACAAAUAACAUUCGACAACGCAAGGAGCGCAUGUCCAAGCGGCAGAAGGAGCUGUAUGUGCACUUCCUGCAGCAGCAUCAGUUCAUCAACGAUCAUCGACGCAACGAUCCCGUGCUGGAUCCCUACUGGCUAAAGCUGGCCAAUCUACUGAAUGCAGUGCCUCAGGGAGCCGUGAAGCAUGUGACCGAGUGGAAGCAGACAUUUGACAAUUGGCGGUACCGGAUAUUCCUCUAUGCGCGAUACAACUCCAAGUUGCAGGACGAGGAGGCCCAGAAUCCGCGCAACUUUAAGCCUCUCACACGCACCGAUAAGCAGGCCUAUAUCAUGUGGAUCCGGAAUCCGGAUACGGCGCCCCCCGAUCUGGACAAGAUGCGCAACGUCUUCUGCAAUCUGGAGGAGACGGUGGUGCAGCAGGAGUAGUAGAUUCGGAAAUUGCCAUCAUUGUCCUAGUUUUGUAACACUUUCAAAUUUUUAUUUGUCUUCUUUUUAAAAAUGGUUUUAUCGAGCGUCGUAAAUGUGUGUCGCUGUCGUUUUUUCCUGUUUUGGAAAUGCAUUUUCCUUUUAGUUUUUUGACAUGUUGUUAUGCUUAUACAUAUAUGAAUAUUAAAAAUUUGUUUUUUGAAUGAAUCGACGCUAAUUUUAGUCGCGAUUAUAUUUAGACACCAGCUGAGCAGUUCGUUUGCCCCAGCUGUGGUGUUUUGCAUACGGUGUGUAUAGCCACAAUGAACUUUAAUGCUGAACAGGUUAUAUGGAUUUAAUAAUAAGUGCGUGGUUCUGUUCAACCCGCAGUUUCUGGCAAGGAUAUCGAAUUCGACAGCGGUUUUGGCCUUGAUUGAUAGAGUUGUUUUCUGUCUGACUCUAUGACAAACUCCUUUCAGAACCAGCUCUAUGUGUAUAUCACCAUCUACCAUUGACACCCACACCCGUUUCGUCUACAGAUGCUGAUUAAUUUGCUGCCCGAGGCGGUACAGCAUCCAGUGUGGCUUGUACUUGUCGCUAAUCCCCGGCCAUUAAUUAUUCGUUCAAUCAUAUCCGAUACACCAAUACUCGAUACGCAAUCGACUCUUGACAGCUUCUCGUGGGUAUUAUUUUUAUUAUUGACAAAUCCCGAUAAUAAUUCCUUCUUUUGCCAAUCUGUGAAAUUAGUUCCAGUGUUUCUUGAACCUGAACCUGAAACUGAAAUUGAAAAAGGGAGCCCCACCGAUUAGCAUAUUGUUAAUUAAAAAGAAAUUGCUUGGGUUCGGCACGACAUUGUCUGUUGUAAAAUACAUUUUAUUCUUCUGAUUAAAUGGCAAUUUAUCAUAAAUUAUUACACUUAAUUGUGUGCAAAUGCAAAGUGCUGCGCCGCGGCCAUUUAGAAAUCUUGUUUUAUUGGUACAAGAAAAUGUGUGUUACAUAAAUAACUAACUUAAAUGAGCGUAUCAACUGGAGAGAUAUUACAAAUGAUACUGACAACGCUUGUGGAACCCUCCAUUUGCCUUUUGUCUGUUAUCUGCAGCGUUUCCAAUUGCCAUUCCUAAUAAAGAUAAAUGAACGCGCACUCAGUCCGACCGACUCCGAUUUCCUCCUCCCUUCAAA